CAUAUUAUAAAUAAUAUAUUUAUUUUUAUUCAUCGCAAAUUACAAUGAGUAAAGAAUAUUUGUUGCCACCCAAUUCACCUACUUCAAAACUGCAAACAAAAUCAAAGAAAAAUAUUACAGAUGCUCAUCGCCGUUCUACAAUAUUUCCUCGUAGGACAUAUCCGAUCGAGUCUAAUGAUUAUAUCGAUAAUAUUCAAGAGAGGGAGAUCAGGCAGUUACUCGAUACAGUUCCAAUUAUUCCAAAAUUACCAAAAAUGCCCGACAUCAGUAAAUAUCUGAACAAAGGAAAAACACUGAAUAAAAGCAAAACACUCAGUGAUCGUAGGACAAUAAUAAAAAAUUAUAUGAACGAAUGCGCGGUAACGCAAAAAAUUGAUUUGAUGAUGGCUGGGAAAUCCAUAGCAGUCGAUCGCAAAGAUGAAGUGAAAAUGCCACAGAUUUAUUACCGUAAGCAACUAAAGGGAUACGCUAAUGCCAUAGAGCCCACUCCGAUACAAGAAUCGUGGCUAGAAAAUAUAAUAGAAAAAUCAAAGACGGCGCGUUUGAAAAGAACUAAAGUGUCGGCAUCACUGAUAGACGAAGUCAAGGCUGAAUACAUUAAAGUGCUAAAAAAGUUGCAAGUUGAUGGAAUCGUGAAGCCUAUACCGAGUUCUAAUGCCCCGUUACCCGAAAAAAAGCUGGAAAAGCCGUUAACUACAGCAUUAGGAGGUAAAACUAAAAAUUAUCCGUUAUUUUUGAAAAGAAAAAAACUUUUGAUAAAACGUUUACAUACCACUCAUCCGACUACGAUCAGCAUACUGUAUUUGUCGAAACGCCAAGUUCCUAAGACGAUGAUUAACGCAGAAUUGUAUAAAUUUGACGAAUUUUCUCGAGACCUUGAUGAUCUAAUGGCCACUUUAGAACACGACUUUCGAAAGCAAGACACGUACCUGGCUAAAGAUUGGUAUAAAAAGGUUAUAUUAAUUUUGACAAAAAGAGGAGCAAUAGAUGACGUGGCAUUGAAAGCACUUCCUCAGUUUCUUAAGGGCGUGACGACUAUAAUUAGUUUAGAAGUAUGCUAUACAAUUAAGUAUUGUAAUUAUUAA
Molecule: messenger RNA, 1085 nt
Organism: Rhopalosiphum padi (bird cherry-oat aphid)
Lineage: Eukaryota; Metazoa; Arthropoda; Insecta; Hemiptera; Aphididae
Exons: 5
Coding region: 45-1085 (346 amino acids)
Source: RefSeq, a predicted model, not a curated record